Molecule: messenger RNA, 1631 nt
Organism: Beta vulgaris subsp. vulgaris (sugar beet)
Lineage: Eukaryota; Viridiplantae; Streptophyta; Magnoliopsida; Caryophyllales; Amaranthaceae
Product: IAA-amino acid hydrolase ILR1-like 4
Exons: 5
Coding region: 245-1597 (450 amino acids)
Biological process (GO): auxin metabolic process
Cellular component (GO): endoplasmic reticulum
Molecular function (GO): IAA-Ala conjugate hydrolase activity
Source: RefSeq, a predicted model, not a curated record
CCACUUAGAACAAAUUUAUUAGAGUACUUGAGGAGGGUCAUUCUCUCUCACUCGUCAUCAAACUUUCAACCAUAAUUUUUAUUGAAUCAUUUGAGGCUAAGAAAUUUACUCUUGUUCACUGUUCAAAGUGCGCCAACCCAAAGAAUCUGGUCCCCAAUUCCACCCAAAUGAGAAAAAUAUACUCUUAAGUUCAUAUAUAUAUGAUCAAACAUUAGAUAAACUGGAAAUUUCCAAAUCAAAAAUCAUGGGUUUUUUCAGAUGUUUAUGUGUUUUUUUCACUCUUCAAUGUUUUUUGUUCAAACCCUUAUUAUCUGAUUCUGAUUCUGAGUUGUUUUUUAACUCAAAUGAGCUUCAAGAGAUCCCAAAAUACUUCCUUAAUCAAACCCAAAAAGCUGAGGUUUUUGAUUGGAUGGUGAAUAUUAGAAGGAAAUUGCAUGAAAACCCAGAACUUGGAUUUGAGGAAUUUGAGACUAGUAGGGUUAUUAGAGAGGAAUUGGAUAAAUUGGGUAUUUCUUACAAAUACCCACUUGCUGUAACUGGAGUUUUGGGUUUUAUUGGAACUGGGAAUCCUCCAUUUGUGGCUUUGAGGGCAGAUAUGGAUGCUCUUCCAAUUGAGGAAAUGGUGGAGUGGGAACAUAAGAGUAAAGUACCUGGAAAAAUGCAUGCUUGUGGGCAUGAUGCUCAUGUUGCCAUGUUGCUCGGUGCGGCAAGGAUUCUCCAAGAGAACCAACACAAGUUACAGGGAACAGUUGUUCUGGUUUUCCAACCAGGGGAGGAAGGAUACGGAGGCGCCAAGAAAAUGAUUGAGGCUGGAGCACUAGAGAAUGUUGAGGCCAUAUUUGCUUUGCAUGUCAAUUCUGGCUUACCUGUGGGUCAAGUUUCCUCUAGGCCUGGCCCACUCUUGGCUGGAAGUGGAUUCUUUCAGGCUGUAAUAAACGGUAAAGGUGGUCAUGCUGCUAUUCCUCAUCACUCAGUGGACCCGAUAUUGGCAGCCUCAAAUGUGAUAGUUAGCUUACAGCAUAUCGUUUCUCGUGAAGCUGAUCCCCUUGAUUCACAAGUUGUGACAGUAGGGAAGUUCCAAGGAGGUGGUGCCUUCAAUGUAAUUCCAGAUUCUGUCACUAUUGGUGGUACAUUCAGAGCCUUGUUAAAGGAAAGUCUUUUACGUCUCAAGCAGAGAAUCGGUGAGGUUAUCAUAAGCCAAGCUGCUGUCCAAAGGUGCACUGCAACUAUUGAUUUCUAUGAUAGUGAGAACUUUUACCCACCAACCAUAAAUGACGAAAACUUGCAUGAGCUCUUUACCAGAGUCGCUUCAGAUAUGCUUGGCUCUCGUAACGUGAAAGAAGCCAAGCCACUUACGGGAUCUGAGGAUUUCGCAUUUUAUCAAGAAGUGAUUCCUGGAUACUUGUUCUUUGUUGGUCUGAAAAAUGAGACGCGUGGUAUAUCUGGCUCAGAGCAUAACCCCAAGUUUAUGGUUAAUGAAGAUGUGCUUCCUUAUGGAGCGUCUCUUCAUGCCUCAUUGGCUGUUAGGUACCUUCUCGAAAAGGGAGCAAAAAUCCCAACACAAGAUAUAACACAUCAAUUUCAUGAUGAAUUGUAAGAUGUUCUUUCUUAAUUAUUAUUCUUCUACUACA